AUGCCGACGUCGGCAGCGCUGCUGUGUAUAAAGCAACCGCCGCCACACACCUCCUCACUGUCAGCUCUCAGCCCUCAGUCGACAAGCACAAUGUCUCGCGUUCUCUCACUGGUGUGCCUUCUGGCAGUGGCCUGCCUGGCCCUGCUGUGUGGCUGUGAGGCCUCCUACCCCCUGGCCGUCUCACACGGACACGGGUACUACCCGUACAGCUACAAGUACCCUGGGUACGGAUACCACGGCUACUCGUCCCACUACGGCUACCCUGGCUGGGGCUACAAGGGUUGGGGACACCACGGCUACCCUGGAUACGGUUACCAUGGUUACCACGGCUACGUGAGAGUGGCAAAUGGGAUCCCGCUACAUAGCUACUUUUCAGUUUCUACAGCGACGACUCAUACAAUUGGCUUUAACACAAAUGUUACUGCCCGUGGUGACAGUACAGAUGACUGGGUGUGCCUUAUGGCGGUGGCUUGCCUGGCCCUGCUGUGUGGCUGUGAGGCCUCCUAUCCUCUGGCCGUCUCACACGGGCACGGGUACUACCCGUACAGCUACAAGUACCCUGGGUACGGGUACCACGGCUACUCGUCCCACUACGGUUACCCUGGCUGGGGCUACAAGGGGUACCCUGGGUGGGGACACCACGGCUACUCUGGAUACGGCUACCAUGGCUACGGUAACCACUACGGCUACCCCGGAUACGGCUACCAUGGUUACCACGGCUACGGUAACCACUACGGCUACCCUGGACACGGGUACGGCCAUGGCUACAGCCACUGGUGA
This is a messenger RNA of Schistocerca nitens (vagrant locust), 780 nucleotides long. RefSeq names its product shematrin-like protein 1. Bases 1 to 780 code for a protein of 259 amino acids. NCBI's taxonomy places the organism in Eukaryota, Metazoa, Arthropoda, Insecta, Orthoptera, Acrididae. The record is from RefSeq and is a predicted model, not a curated record. The transcript is spliced from 6 exons.